Molecule: messenger RNA, 1099 nt
Organism: Ananas comosus (pineapple)
Lineage: Eukaryota; Viridiplantae; Streptophyta; Magnoliopsida; Poales; Bromeliaceae
Exons: 2
Coding region: 150-749 (199 amino acids)
Source: RefSeq, a predicted model, not a curated record
UUCUCUGCGUCUUUACUCAAGAGGUGCCGUGGACUACACGGCACCUUAACCGUUAAAUAUGUACAUAAACUUUCCCAAAUUUUUUUCAUCUAAGCUUUCGAUCACUAUUAUUACUAAUAUUAUCUUUCCCCAGCUAUUCUCUCUAAACAAUGGAGCUAUUUAAUUCCCCUGUAAUUCCAUUGCUGCUGAUCAUCAUCUCCUCCCAUCUUAUCCUGCUUCAACACAGUACUGUCACAGCUCUUGAUCAUUCCUUGCAACCCAAAGAGGAGCACAAACAACUCAAAGGUGAAGAUUUCAGUCCUUACCCUUUUCACCGCCAUCGCCGCCCCCGACCGCGGGGCAAGAUAUAUCACCCGCUGACCGACCAGUGCGUGCUCCGAUCGAAUCUCGCCAACCAGCUGAAACUCGGCCCGUGCUCGCAGUCCGACUCGUGGUACUACACGCCGCAGAAAUUCCUGACGGUGCAGGGGACGUACUACUGCCUGCAGGCCGUCGGCACGGGCCAGCCCGUGCAGCUGAGCAUCAUAUGCGACCCGUCGGACUCGCAGUGGUCGGUGUUGCGGACGCCGUUCCGGAGAACACACCUCUCGACGGUCAUCAGCGACGGGACCGUGGUUUGCUUGGAUGUCGAUUCGAAGAAUGUGAUCGUCUCUAAUCCGUGCAGAGUAGCUGGGAAUCCUCAGGCUGGUACUCAGUGGUUUAUGUUGAUCAAACAGUACAACGUAGUCGCUUCUACUGUGGGAAGUUAAGCGGGAAAACAAUAUAGCGGAAUAAAAAUUUGGUGGGGGACAGUAUCCAACAUGAGACUGAUUCAUCAGUUGUGCAUUACAUAGAUGGUACGAAUCUCAAAGUUGCAUGAACGGCUGAUGGAGCGGGCUCAUCAUGUUGGGGACCGUCCCGAUCAAAUUUUCUUACAGUUCGGUGUAUCGCCAAUAAUAACGUAAUACGAGUUUAUAUAUGUUUGAAAGUAGUAAAAGUGUUUGUGUAUCAGGAGCGUUAAUCAUGUACGUCAUACUUGUAUGUGUAUACGCACGCUUCGCGGUGGAGAGAUAUCAAAUAUUACAAAAUAAUAAUAUUAUUUUUAUACUUUAGAAAUGGA